This is a messenger RNA of Alternaria rosae, 2311 nucleotides long. Its product is annotated as choline dehydrogenase. Bases 393 to 2102 code for a protein of 569 amino acids. The transcript is spliced from 3 exons. Gene Ontology annotation, molecular function: oxidoreductase activity, acting on CH-OH group of donors; flavin adenine dinucleotide binding. The record is from RefSeq and is a predicted model, not a curated record. NCBI's taxonomy places the organism in Eukaryota, Fungi, Ascomycota, Dothideomycetes, Pleosporales, Pleosporaceae.
AGCUAUGUCUAUGAUCUGCAUGAACUGUUGUACCCAUUGCUGCUUACAUCCAUGAUACCCCGCCAUCGCGCAGUCGCAAGCUGAAAUUUAUCUUGGCAAUUUGCCUUACAUGCGAGAAAAAUGUCCAACCCAAGUUAGAUCAUUCGCAUGAUGCUCGCGCACCUGCCUUUUUUCCAAAUCCUCGGGACCAAUCAAGAACAGGGAAUGGUAAUGGACUUCUCCGACGCUGACGGAGGUGUGCUGCGGCCUGCAUGUCUUAAUGAUGCUGCACGUUAUUUGAGGUGCAGCGCGACUGCAUGGAGCGAGGAUACAUAUAAAGUAGGGUGUGUGCCCGACCUAGGAAGGUACGACACAUAAGAGUUGCCUCUAUAGUAAACUGCAAAGCUCGGAUAAUGGCAUCAGCGUAUGACUUCGUCAUCGUAGGAGGCGGAACAUCAGGUUGCCUUCUUGCCCACCGACUGUCCCACUCCGCACGCAAACCGUCUGUCCUCCUCCUUGAAGCCGGAAGCAGCCCCUCUGGUGAUUACCUCCGCGCACCCUACCAUCGGUACUAUGCGCAAGCGCUCCGACCGGACCUGGACCACGGCUAUGUCUCUAAGCCCGAAGGCGCCUUGAACGGCAGAACGAUACCGUACACGCGAGGAAAAGGCCUAGGCGGAAGUUCCAUCCUGAAUUUCGCCGUGUAUCUGUACGGAAGUCGUGAGGACUACAAUCGCUGGAGCGACCUGGUAGACGACGAGAGUUGGAAGUGGGAGUCUGUCAAGGAAUCGUUUCAAGCUAUUGAGAACUAUGACUUUUCCGGCUCAAAAGAUUACAAGCAUAUCGCUGAUCCAAGUACCACCGCUCACGGUACGAAAGGCCAGUUGAAGGUUGGUCUUCCGCCUGUGCUUGAGAAAGGCGUAGUGCCACAGAUGGAGGCACUGGCUGCGGCUGGAGAGAAGAUCGUUAUCGAUGCUAAUUCGGGAGAUCCGGUGGGCAUUAUGGUCUUUCCGCAUAGCUAUAGUAAAGAGGGGAGAAGUACGAGUGCGAUUGCGCAUUUGAUGGACCCGCCGAGUAAUCUUGAGGUAUGGACAGAUGCGAAAGCAGAGAAGCUCGUAUGGGAGGGGAAUAAGGUCACUGGAGUCGUUCUCGAGGAUGGGCGGCAAGCGACGGCAAACAAGGAAGUCAUCAUCUGCGGUGGCUCAAUCGACUCACCCAAGCUAUUACUUCUCAAUGGCAUCGGACCAAGAUCCGAUCUCGAAGCCCUCAGCAUCGAUGUCAAAGUCGAUUUACCCGGCGUAGGCAAGCACCUGAAAGACCACGUCCUCACCUUCAUGACGGUGGAAGUCUCAGGCUCAAUCAAUGACAAAUACGCCUUUGACAGCAAUCCCGACCUCAUCGCCGCAGCUCAGGAAUCCUGGACCAAAGACCAGACCGGUGCUUUCGCUCUCCAAAACUCGUCGCUUUGGGGCGGCUUCCUCAAACUACCAGAGUUGGAAUCAUACGAAGAGUACUCCGCGCUUCCGCCAGACCUCCAAGAAUUCCUAUCCAGAGACCAAGUCCCAGCGUACGAGUUCAUCAACAACUCGAUACUGUGGCCACCGGGUACACAAUUGGAUGCAGGCAACACAUACAUGACUUUCAUCGCUUUUCUCAUGAACCCGCAAUCUAGCGGCUCGAUCACGCUGCGGUCCAGAAAUGCAUCCGACAAGCCAAUCAUUACGUUGAACUACCUCACGCAUCCCUACGACAUCCGCAUCUUCCGCGAAGCUAUCCGCAAUACAUGGACGAAAUUGACAGGCAACCCUACUAUCGCGCCACAUAUCGUGCGCACGGUUCUAGGCCCUGAAUCCAUGGGGAAUGCGGAUGUGGAUCGAUUUGCGAGUGAGAAUGCGGGUACCGUGUGGCAUGCUUGCGGGACGUGCAAGAUGGGUAAGGAAGGAGAUCAAAAAGCGGUUGUGGACAAGAAUUUCAGAGUUCGGGGAGUGGAGGGGCUACGAGUUGUUGAUAUGAGUGUUGCGCCGGUCGUGACGAACAACCAUUCGCAGGCUACAGCGUAUCUAAUUGCGCAGAAGGCAGCGGAGAAGAUGAUCCAAGAGUAUGGGCUGGACAGGGAGGGCUGAGGCUAUCAUUUGGUAGACGUGGCAGAUGCACGCUUGGCUGCCGGCAGAGAAAAGUGCCAGUUGUCAAUGUCUUGAAAAGUGACCUUGCAUCCUCGGUAGUGUUGAAUGUCACAGCUUGUACCUGUUGUCGACUUACGGUGUAGUGAUUGGCAUGUGCGGCACGCAAGGCCCCGUUGACAGCGUAGCAGGCGACCCACAACAUCACACGC